CGUCAUGAUAAUACAGUGCAUUGUCAACUCAGCUUAAUAUAAUUCUUGUAUUUCAUAAUUCCAGCGCCAACUGCAAACCGUUAUAUACCAAAUUAUUAGUCAAAGCGAAUGACACUGACAGUAAUGUCUCCCGAAAAUAUGAGUUCAAAAUCACCCCCAAAAUAUGCACACGUGCAAGAUACUCUAACUGGUGCUCUUUUAUUAACAGAAGUCGGCGUAGACUUGAGAGGAUGUUUUGUAUCAGGCAAUAAAUGCAUUAAUCAACUUAAAAAUAUUGUCAACGGUACAGAAAAAGCAGUCAAAGCAUUACAAAUUACGUCAAAAUGCGCUUUGGAACAAGCUUAUAAAAUGGUUUCGACAAUUAAUUCAAGUAAACCAACCAAGGAAUGUGAAGAAUUAAUUGGAAUCAUACAGAAACAAUUAAAUGAAUUAGAGCAGAGUGUAGGAUAUAAAGAGUUAAUUGAUAUUGAUGUUCAUCAGAAAAAUGACAAAGUCAGGAUGUUAGAAACAAAGCAAAAAUCUUGUGAUAAUCUCACUUGGUUUUGUAAUACCAAAAACUCAAAAUGUGACAUAAAUGAAAAAUAUCCUGGAAGUAUUUCACGAGAAUCUCUGAUCGACCUAAAUACAGUAGUAAACUUACCACCAGUUCCAGAGGAUAUUUUUACAAGUUUUUCUACAAAACCAACAAGAUCUUCCAGUUUGUCUUCAUUAAAGAGUAUGAGAAAGGUAAAAAUGUUUUUACAAAAAGCGGAAAGUUCUGAUGACGAUGACAGCUCUGAAGUUGAAGAACAUGAAUUUCCAAAAAUUGGUUCAAUUCCAAAAAUAUCAAUUGGUGAUGCAAAAGGUAGUCGCGAUGAUGGUGAUGAAUUAAAGUUACCGAGUCCACUCAGUAAAAAAUUAUUGGGAAAUAUCACAGAAGAAACUAAGUUUGAUGAAUAAUAUGAACAGAUAUUAAUGUCAAAUCAAAUGUUUUCAGUGUUUUUAGUAUUUGAAUAACUAACUAGACUGUACUUGUAGGGUGCUGUUGUAGAGGACAUUAAGAUUUUUAAUAAAACUGUCCCAAAAUAGAAA
Molecule: messenger RNA, 1071 nt
Organism: Psylliodes chrysocephalus
Lineage: Eukaryota; Metazoa; Arthropoda; Insecta; Coleoptera; Chrysomelidae
Source: the annotation of a GenBank genome assembly